AAACAUUUUGGAUGACAUAACGUCAAAUCAGGGAGAAAUUAAUUUUGUCAAAACGUUCGUAAACUUAAUACAAUAUACACUUUUUAAAGGUUUAAUAUUAUUAUAAACACUUAUAUAGAUGAUGGGAAGUUUUUCAUCACCGGUGCCGUUAUCGGACAUUGAAUCCGUCCUCGCUUGGGUUGACACAUACAAACUGUCUAGACAAACGAAGAAAAUAUCAAGGGACUUCUCUGAUGCUGUGCUUCUCGCGGAAAUAUUAGGCGUACAUUAUCCGAAGCUGGUUGAAAUGCACAACUACCCACCACGGAACAGCCAGGCGCUUAAACUAAACAACUGGAUGACUUUAAAUAGAAAAGUCUUGAAGAAAUUAAAGUUAACCCUUUGUACUUCGACAAUGGAGCAACUGGCUAAUAACACACCUGGGGUUAUCGAGAAAGUGCUUCUAAUGGUUCGUGAUAAAAUUCGACGCGAUGAUGAGGCACAUAGAAGCUUGAAGGACUCUGAACAGAACCUCUCCAGUGGCGGCAGCUAUUACGAGGCGUGCGGUGAUGACGAGAAUGUUCUGGUUGUACCACUGAAGACGAGGGUUAAUGGAUAUCUCGAGACUAUACAACAGAAGGUCGUCAGUCACGCGUCUUAUCUCACGCAGAAACAGGAGCUGAAAGAUUCUAAAGAGGUCAUAGAAGUUCUCAAACAAAAGGUCGAUCAUCUCGACAGUUUAGUGAAACUGAAGAACGAGAGAAUAGAAGAUCUCCAAAGACAACUAGAAAGGAAACAAACAAGACGCAAAGAAGUCGAAACUCUCCAGAAUAGUUUACAAGUACCUUAUGAUAUUUCAGCGCCUCCGUCACCGAAGGAGAAUGAAGUUAUCGCAUUCCCAGUGAAAGUAUCUUGUACAAAAAUUGUAGACACAAAAAAUUAUAGACUGGACGAAUCUAAAAUACCGAUAUCUAAAGAACUCGCGAAAUCAACCUCGAGAUUAUGUACAGUUAGUGUUGAUGAUAUUUCUGAAUCAAAUUUACGGAUUGAUAAAAUUAAAUUGGACGAUUACAAUGAGAUAGAAAUAAUAGAAAUGACAGGAAAGGAUUUACAAGAUGUUGAUGAAUUUAAAGAUAGUGUUGGUGAAAUUAUUCUAGGGGCGGAAGUGAAAGACACUAACGAAUAUAUGUGAUAUUAAAUGUGUAAAUGAUUUUCUUUUACUGCACUCAGAGUAGUUUAAAUGAACAGUUAGUGCAGUGUUUAAAUAUUGGACUGUUAGUAACAACCUCUCUGAGUGCGACAGUUGUCAUUAAUGAUAGAUGUUUGUAAGGAAAAUAUGGUUAGAUUAUUGGGAAAUUUUAGUUGAUAAAUUAUGGGAUUUAAAAACUUAGUCCAUGAAUUAAUAUUUCAAAUUAAGAUAUUACGAUGAUUG
Papilio polytes (common Mormon) is the source of this 1411-nucleotide messenger RNA. Its product is annotated as sperm flagellar protein 1-like. The coding region runs from base 119 to 1171 and encodes 350 amino acids. The transcript has 5 exons. NCBI's taxonomy places the organism in Eukaryota, Metazoa, Arthropoda, Insecta, Lepidoptera, Papilionidae. Gene Ontology annotation, biological process: regulation of cytoskeleton organization. The record is from RefSeq and is a predicted model, not a curated record. Gene Ontology annotation, cellular component: axoneme. Gene Ontology annotation, molecular function: microtubule binding.